Messenger RNA from Fukomys damarensis (Damara mole-rat), 2189 nucleotides. It is a transcript of the gene Mrap2, whose product is annotated as melanocortin 2 receptor accessory protein 2. The record is from RefSeq and is a predicted model, not a curated record. Gene Ontology annotation, biological process: protein localization to plasma membrane; regulation of adenylate cyclase-activating G protein-coupled receptor signaling pathway. Gene Ontology annotation, cellular component: endoplasmic reticulum; plasma membrane. The transcript is spliced from 6 exons. Gene Ontology annotation, molecular function: type 5 melanocortin receptor binding; type 4 melanocortin receptor binding; type 3 melanocortin receptor binding. NCBI's taxonomy places the organism in Eukaryota, Metazoa, Chordata, Mammalia, Rodentia, Bathyergidae. Bases 333 to 1022 code for a protein of 229 amino acids.
UGAAACCUUCCUGCAGGUUGCGGGUGUGCGUGAGUCCAGCCCGAGUGCAUCCGAAAGAGCUGGUAGCUGAGUGUCCGGUCGAAGGUUGGCUUUCUCCGUCACCCUCCCCUUCAGAGGUGAGAAACUGGCCAGCAGGAGAGCGAAUGGUGAAGAAGAAGAAGAAGAAGAAGAAAGCCAGCCUCCCCCCCACCUGUAGCAGGAGGCGACUUUUAGCAGGACCCUGCCACGAUUGGGCAGAUGUCACAUUAUAACCAGCAAAAGCAACAGUUGUGAGAAGGCCGAUCAACCUAGGGCGGUGUACCCUAAGGGCUCGUUGUGAGUUUCCUGGUUGAAUGGUCAUCAACCUUUUUGAUGCUAGAAACCAGUUUCGUGGAAGACAAUCUUCCCAUGGAUGGAGGGUGGAGAUGUCUGCCCAGAGGUUAAUUUCUAACAGAACCUUCCAGCAGACUGUAUCUAAUUCUGAUUACACCUGGGAGUAUGAGUAUUAUGAGAUCGGACCAGUUUCCUUUGAAGGACUGAAGGCUCAUAAAUAUUCCAUUGUGAUUGGAUUUUGGGUCGGUCUUGCAGUUUUCGUGAUUUUCAUGUUUUUUGUGCUGACCUUGCUGACCAAGACAGGUGCCCCACAUCAAGACAAUAUAGAGUCUUCAGAGAAGAGAUUCAGAAUGAAUAGCUUUGUGUCAGAUUUUGGAAAACCCCUGGAUCCAGACAAGGUAUUUUCUCGCCAGGGCAACGAAGAGUCUAGAUCUCUCUUUCACUGCUACAUCAAUGAAGUGGGACACUCGGACAGGGCCAAAGCUGGUCACCAGACCACGGCUAUUGACAGUGCUGCGCAACUCCAGGAAGCCAUCAGGGGCAGCAGGAGGGCAGAAGAGGAGCUGAACAGGCUAAUGAAGUUUGACAUCCCCAACUUUGUGAACACAGACCAGAACUCCUUUGGGGAGGAUGAUCUUCUGAUUUCGGAACCACCUAUUGUUCUAGAAAAUAAGCCAGUUUCCCAGACUUCACACAAAGACCUGGACUGAGAAACAUCUUUGUGUCUUUCUGAAGAUAUAGGUUCUGUCUUUAUAUAACAAGAAAGCUCCAUUUGCCAAAUUGUGUGUGUAUGUGAGGGAGUCAGAGAAGGGAGCCUCCCUCAGAACACAGCUGAAGGUUUUCAUUGUUGGUGUUUGUUGUAUUUUGUUUGCCUUUUAAUGCAUUGGGGUUUAUUUUUUUGGCGGGGAGGAAAGUUUGGGGGGAAAGAUAUUUGCACUAUCUCAUAUUCCUUGUUGAAAAGUUGGCCAAAAAUGUUAGGACCUUGAAUGAAGAUUAGCAUAUCACAUUCUAAUCUGGCUCUGCUACCCUCUUGCUCUAUCAUUAGCAAAUUGCUUUGUUUCUCUGGGCUAAAACAGUUUUAGUGGUCAGUGACGUCUGCAGUAGUUGAUCUCCCCUAGCUGUAAUACUUGGUAAAUGUAUGACUUUGCAGCCAUGGCCAACUGAGGUAUACAUAGAGCAGUAUAAACGAGGGCACUACCUCCUAUCUCUUGUUGGAUCCCUGAAUCUAUGUACCUUCAGCUCAAUCCUUAAUGGAACCACACUUUAGUGAGGUGAUCUUUACUCCCUCAGUACUCAUACAGUCACUGUAGUGAACAUUUCUGCUGAAUUUUGCUGUAACAGUUCUUUAGAAGCUCUCCAACCACCCAUGCUCAAACUUAGGUAUAGCUAGCUCUGUCCCCCUCAGAGUGAAUACCAAUUCAUGGUAUAUCACAUGACACCUCUGUCCACAAGAAAUGUAGGGAAGGUUGUCAUCUGAACCAAGGGGAAGCUUCUGUGUGUCUUUGUGUUGGUGUCUUGGUGUUACAUUGCUGUGCCAUUGGCUUUAGAAUAGGGAAAAUAUUAUUUGCCGUGCUGUCUAUGCAGGUGAUGGUCAUAUGGUUUUGAGCUGAGAUGGUCAGUGGAUUUUACACACCAAACUAACACAUUCUCGGGGUGGCCUAGACUACAUUAACAUGAGAGCAUCACAGUUAAUUUCAUGAAGUGAUCAAACCUACACACUGGUAUUGGAAUCAACUUGGUUUUAUACACACAGUUGUAUGCAUGGCCAUUGCUAAUCUGGGGUGGGCAACUGUCAUUAUGAAUUUGUUUAUCACCUAUCUGCUUAAGCUACAAAAUAAAUCUAUAUGACCGCACAAGAAUUUUCUCUGGUUAUUUCC